UGAUCUCUGCUCUUCCCACAAUGGCUUUGACAAUUGGAGAGCGUGUGCAGCACUGCCUCCUGGUCCUCGUGCCUAGGCUGUUCUUGGCUCUCUUUAGGCUGGUCUCACCCGGCUCAAAGCGACCAAAACAUCUCCCUCCUAUCAGAAACCCACUGCUUACUUUCUCUGCAGUGCAACUAGCUGAGAAGAUACGCAGAAGAGAGGUUACUAGUGUAGAGGUUGUGCAGGCCUACAUUGACAGGAUACAGGAAGUAAACCCACUGCUCAAUGCUUUGGUCAAAGACAGGUUCUCAUCCGCCCUUCAGGAAGCCGCUCAUGCAGAUAAACUAAUAGAGGAGGAGAAUGAAGGAGAGGAAUUUCUGAGGAACCGAUUUCCACUGCUGGGUGUUCCACUGUCUGUCAAAGAGUCAUUCGCACUACAGGGUAUGCCCAAUUCUGGCGGGUUGAAAUCCCGGGGUAGAGUACUUGCCAGUGUGGAUGCUCCUCCUGUGGCUCUGUUGAAGAGAGCUGGAGCCAUUCCUCUAGGGGUCACAAACACCAGUGAGCUUUGCAUGUGGAUGGAGUCCAACAACCACCUCUAUGGGAUCACCAGUAACCCCUAUGACCUCGAGAGGAUGUGUGGAGGAAGCUCAGGUGGAGAGGGAAGUAUCAUCGGUGGUGGUGCAUCUGUGAUAGGUAUCGGUUCUGACAUUGGAGGAAGUAUCCGCAUGCCGUGUUUUUUCAAUGGGAUAUUUGGCCACAAACCUUCAAAAGAUGUGGUUUUAAAUGACGAUCAGUUUCCCACAUGUUCUGGUCUCGAAAAUGACUACCAGAGUUCUGGUCCAAUGUGUCGCUACGCUGAAGACCUGCUACCUCUUCUGAAGAUAAUGGCUGGGCCCACUGCAGACAAGCUCUUCCUCUCAAAAGAGGUGGAUCUGAAAAAGUUAAGUUUCUUCACUGUAGUAGAUGAUGGUGGAUCUCCAUUGACAUCUCCAGUAGACAAACAGCUCAUUGAAGCUCAAAAGAGGGUGGCUGCACGUUUAGAGGCGGAUCUGGGAGUUACAGUUAAAGAAGUUAGUUUUCCUCAGCUCAAAAACUCUUUUCAGAUUUGGGAAACAUUCUUGGCUCUACCUGACAAAGAUGGCAAGCCUCCACAGUCUUUUGUUGAGCUAAUGGCAGAUGGAGGCUCCGUGUGGCCUAUUUGGGAGCUAAUAAAGAGGACAUUUGGAAGAUCUGAACACACUGUGGCUGCUAUUGGUUUGGCUCUAAUGGAGAGUUCCCACAGCUUUAAGCCAUCUCAGUUCAUGCUAAAGCAGAAGGAAGAACUACAAAGAGAGAUGGAGGAUCUGCUGGGGACAGAUGGAGUGCUGCUCUACCCCUCUCAUCCUCUUCUCGCCCCCAAACACCACCACCCCCUAUUUACCCCAUACAAUAUCGGUUACACAGGGAUCCUGAACAUCCUCGGCCUGCCGGUGACCCAGUGUCCACUGGGAUUGAGUAAGGAGCGAUUGCCCUUGGGCGUGCAGGUGGUGGCUGGGAAGUUUCAAGACCGUCUGCCCUUGGCUGUGGCGCUCUACCUGGAGAAGACCUUCGGAGGCUGGGUCGAUCCUGGAGUGGCUUGAGCAGUGAAGACACUGGA
Molecule: messenger RNA, 1618 nt
Organism: Rhinichthys klamathensis goyatoka
Lineage: Eukaryota; Metazoa; Chordata; Actinopteri; Cypriniformes; Leuciscidae
Gene: faah2b
Product: fatty acid amide hydrolase 2b
Exons: 11
Coding region: 21-1601 (526 amino acids)
Source: RefSeq, a predicted model, not a curated record